GUUUCAGGACAAUUGCAAUUAAUUCAUCAAGCUGAAGACAGGCAAAGGUUGCAUCUUGAAAACCGUAUAUAUAGUGUGUUGUUUUGACGCAAAGUUAAACUGUGCUAGUUGAAGGAUUAAGAGGUUAUAGCAAUGGCUAACGAGUACCUUAUCAAGAAAUGGAGAAUGUGGUUCAAGGCCCUUGAUAGGAAACAUGCUGGACAACUUACACAAGCCGAUGAACAGCGAGACGAGAACGCUUAUGUAAAACUAGCCCAUCUUGAAGGAGAACGCAAAACCGAGGCAAUAAAAACGUUCCAUUCCUUCUGGGACAAGUUUGUGUUCCACGGUAAAUCAGGUCCGGUAACUGAAGAACAGUUCAUCAAACUGACCAACGACGACUACAAGGCAAAUAAGAAAGCAUUUAUCGAGGACAUUAGAAAGGCAUGUGAUGCAGAUAUAAAAGUUAUUGAUCACGAUGGAAAAGGUUUCAUAACAGAGGAAGAGUUUAUCACAGCCGACAAGUCCUUGGGACUGGAAGACGAGGCCUGGAAUAAGAUGUACUUCAAUUCCUUCAAUCCUAAAGAUGGCAAAGUUCCAAAUGCUGUACUUUGUGAUGCGUGGGCAGAUUUUUUAGUCAGUGAAGAUAGUUCAAAGAAAGAUGUUGUGCUGGAUGCGUUCGAGAAGUUUCCAGAUCUGUAAAGAUUAAACCUUGCCCCACAACCCCAUACAUAAAGUAAUACUUAGAACUAUUACAAAACUUCAUCAGACAGUUACAUUUUAUAAACAAAAAAAAUUCAAUGACGUAUAGUAGUCUAUUCUAUAUUCAACGGUUUGACAAAAGUCAAUUUUAUCACAAAGGUUUCAAAUUCACAUGUCAAGUAAAACCUCUGUGUUUAUAUGUCUCUAUAUUCUGAUGUUUUAAGUAGUAAAAUGGUUAUUGACUAA
Molecule: messenger RNA, 927 nt
Organism: Mercenaria mercenaria
Lineage: Eukaryota; Metazoa; Mollusca; Bivalvia; Venerida; Veneridae
Product: sarcoplasmic calcium-binding protein-like
Exons: 3
Coding region: 133-681 (182 amino acids)
Molecular function (GO): calcium ion binding
Source: RefSeq, a predicted model, not a curated record